Molecule: messenger RNA, 8297 nt
Organism: Paralichthys olivaceus (Japanese flounder)
Lineage: Eukaryota; Metazoa; Chordata; Actinopteri; Pleuronectiformes; Paralichthyidae
Source: RefSeq, a predicted model, not a curated record
GCUUGACUGUUUGGUUGAAGAUAUCCUGCCACAACACACCACUCAAGGUCUCCACCUGUGGCUGUGUGCCAUGAAGCCCUGAGAAACAACUGCGCUGCGUUCCUCCUCGACUUGGCAGCACCAAGUGGCAGCUCCAACGUGGUGGGAAUCACAGGAUGGCCACAAUAGCCACCGCGGUGGUGCACUGACACUGUUCAACUCUCCGCCCCUCAUAGGUCUGCCUGCACCACCAGCAACCAUAAACAUGAGCUCUCACAGUCAACCAGGCAGCUUGAGCAACAAGGAUCAGCCUCUGGAACUUCUCCAUCCAGCUGCACUCAACCAUUUUGUGGAUGUGAGAACUGCAGUGCUGCCCACGCAGGUGCCCCCUGCCACCACAGCUCUCCUUCCCAUGGACCUGCGCGUAGUGGACCACCACCAUCACCACCACCACCAGCCUCCCUUCGGUCUGGUUCCCCAAACCCACCCCCUACCACCUGUCUCCACAGCUUGUCCCGCAUCAGCCGAGCCAGGCCGUGGGCCAAUCGUCAGCCACCCGGAGCAGCAGCUGCAACAGGAGCUCGUGGUACUCAAACACAAGCAGCAACUGCAGAGACAGCUACUGAUCGCCGAGUUCCAGAGGCAGCAUGAACAGCUGUCGCGACAACAUGAAGUCCAGCUGCAGGAACACAUCAAGCACCAACAGGAUCUUCUGGCCCUCAAACACCAACAGGAGCUGUUGGAGCAUCAGAGGAAGAUGGAGGAGCAACGUCACAAGCAGCAACUGGAGAAGCAGCAGCGCGAACACAAACUCCAACAGCUCAAAAACAAGGAUAGGGGACAAGAGAGUGCGAUCGCCAGUACAGAGGUAAAGAUGCGACUUCAGGAGUUUGUCCUGAACAAGAAGAAAGCCCUGGCUCAGCGAAAUCUAAACCACUGUCUGCCCAGUGACCCACGCUACUGGUAUGGAAAAACCCAGCACAGCUCUUUGGACCAGAGCUCUCCUCCCCAAACAACAUUGUCAGCGUACAACCACCCAUUGCUGGGCACAUAUGACUCAAAAGAUGACUUCCCUCUCCGUAAAACAGCUUCUGAGCCCAACCUGAAGCUUCGUUCCAGGCUAAAGCAGAAGGUGACGGAGCGCCGCAGCAGCCCUCUACUCCGCAGGAAAGAUGGUCUAAUCACUACUGCCAAGAAGCGUUCCCUGGAUGUGGCUGAGUCUGCAUGCAAUAGUGCUCCAGGCUCUGGUCCCAGCUCUCCCAACAACAGCUCCAGUAACAUCCCCAGUGAGAAUGGGGUCAUCAUUUCCAGCAGCCCAGGAGAGGCCUCCCUGCUUCAGAGAUUGGCAGCGAGGGAAGGGUCUCUCAGCCACCUGUCUUUAUACACCUCUCCGUCUCUGCCCAACAUCACCCUGGGACUGCCAGCCACAGGCCUCACUAACACUGUGGUAUCAGGACACCAAGAUGGUGAGAGUCAUCUGCCCGCGUUACAGCAGGGCAUUCCUCUGACCCCUCCUUUCUUGCCCGCUGCCCACCUGCCCUCCUACUUGGCAUCUUCAGCGUUGGACAGGGAGGGGGUGGGAGGGGGCACAGCUGGUCACAACCCCCUUCUCCAACACAUGGUGCUGCUGGAGCAGAGCCAAAAUCCAGUGGUUGGGCUGGGUGGUCUUUCGCUGCCGUCACCCACUGUCUCCAAGCUUGCACGGGGCCACCGUCCCCUGGGGAGAACCCAGUCAGCCCCACUGCCCCAGCAGCAGUGUGGACAGGCCCAGGCCCUGCAGCAGCUGGUGGUCCAACAACAGCACCAGCAGUUCCUGGAGAAACACAAGCAACUGUUCCAGCAGCAGCACAUCAUCAACAAGAUAAUUUCGAAGCCCGGCGAUCAGGUCUCCUCCGCAUGCUCCAUCGCCUCAGGGUCGGCCAGGCAGCAUCAGAGUCACCCAGAGGAGACAGAGGAGGAACUCCGGGAGCACCAGGGGCUGUCCUCCUUGUCUUCAUCCUCUCCCUCCGUGCAGGAGACAGGGCCGCUCCGGGGGCUGGUCAUCAAGCAGGAGCCCCCAGACCUCCAGGAGCAGGAGGAGAUGGAGCAGAGGGAGAGACAGGCUGAGCAGGACUUCUUGUUCAGACAGCAGCAGGCCCUGCUGUUAGAGCAGCAGCGGAUUCACCAGUUGAGGAACUACCAGGCCUCCAUUGAAGCAGCUGGGUUAUCAGCCAGCUUCGCGGGACACCGCCCGCUCUCCAGGGCCCAGUCAUCUCCAGCCUCCUCCUCCUUCCCAAUGGCAGUACAGGAGCCGACCGCCAAGCCUCGAUUUACUACAGGUCUGGUAUAUGACUCUCUAAUGCAGAAGCACCAGUGUAUGUGUGGAAACACCACCAGUCAUCCAGAGCACGCCGGACGUAUCCAGAGUAUCUGGUCCCGACUACAGGAAACAGGCCUCAGAGCGCACUGUGAGUGUAUCCGUGGUAGGAAGGCCUCACUGGAGGAGUUACAAACAGUCCACUCUGAAGCCCACGUCCUGCUCUAUGGAACCAAUCCACUGCGGCAAAAACUGGACUGUUCAGUGAGUCCCAUGUUUGUGCGGUUACCAUGUGGAGGCAUCGGGGUGGACAGCGACACCAUUUGGAAUGAGGUCCACUCAUCCAGUGCAGCUCGUCUGGCUGUCGGCUCAGUGGUGGAGCUGGUCUUCAAAGUGGCAUCGGGCGAACUGAAGAAUGGUUUUGCUGUAGUGCGUCCACCUGGACACCAUGCUGAGGAGAGCACACCCAUGGGCUUCUGUUAUUUCAACUCAGUUGCCAUUGCAGCCAAGCUCCUGCAGCAAAGGCUCAAUGUCAGUAAAAUCCUCAUUGUGGACUGGGAUGUUCACCAUGGAAACGGCACCCAGCAGGCCUUCUACAGUGACCCUAGCAUCCUUUACCUUUCACUGCAUCGCUAUGACGACGGAAACUUCUUCCCUGGCAGCGGAGCACCUGAUGAGGUGGGCACUGAAGCAGGUGUAGGCUUCAAUGUGAACAUGGCCUUUACUGGGGGACUGGAACCUCCCAUGGGUGAUGCAGAGUAUCUAGCUGCCUUCAGGACGGUGGUUAUGCCUAUUGCCAAUGAGUUUGCCCCAGACGUGGUUCUGGUAUCUUCAGGCUUUGAUGCGGUGGACGGACAUGCUCCACCCCUGGGAGGAUACAAACUGACAGCCAAAUGUUUUGGCUACCUGACCAGGCAGCUGAUGGGUCUGGCAGGCGGUCGGUUGGUGCUUGCCCUGGAGGGGGGUCACGACCUCACAGCCAUAUGUGAUGCCUCCGAAGCCUGCGUCUCUGCUCUGCUUGGCAAUGAGUUGGACCCCAUUCCAGAUGAGGUGCUUCAGCAGAGACCAAAUGCCAAUGCUGUCCAGUCUAUGGAGAAGGUUAUUGAAGUUCAAAGUAAAUACUGGCGCUCACUGCAACGCUCCGCCUCCACACUUGGUUGCUCAUUGAGCGAAGUCCUCCAGCGUGACGCAGAGGAAGCAGAGACCGUCUCUGCCAUGGCCUCGUUGUCUGUUGCCAACAAACAUAUUGGAAAGAGGGCUGAAGAGGAACCGAUGGAAGAGGAGGUCCCCAUGUAAAGAAGCAUCGUUUGCCUUUGACCACUCAGACUUUAUCUUUGAUAGUGUCCUCAUCCAGUCAAUUUCAGUUUAAAUACCACUCCUGCUCUCACCCCCGCCUGAUCAAGAUGUCAUCUUUUCACGGGAGGGAACAAGCAGAGCGAGUGGCGAUUCAAAGGAUCAGGAACACUGAGGAUGUGCGAUGCAUUCACUGAUCAGCAGCACACAGACUGAUCAGAAUAAAUGUGUCGCAUUGUAUUGUCAACAACACCUUGGAUAUUCGAGGAUUGACUCAACAAUCCUGCAAUGACAGCCUUGAGUGCCAGUGCUUUUAAAACACUAUACAGACAAACUUUUUCAAUGCCAGUCGCAACCAUGUACAGACGAUCUGCAGUUGUCUGCCUCUCUCUUUAUUAUUCCGUUUUUUCUGCGCUUUAUCGUCAUUUUCUCACCUUUGUCGAAAACCACCAGAGCUGAUGUGAUUGUGAUUCUGCACUACGGAUGGAUCAUUCCUGCUCUUUUAAAACAUACCCCGACGAAAGGAACGAUCGCAAUUUUCCGAGGUGGUUGGAGAUCUCAGAUGAGACAUGUCAGCGGGCGUUCUGAUUUCAAAAGGAUCGACAGUAAAAGACUGUGCACUUGUGCCCUUUAAAGAAGAAAAAUCGGGAAAAAAACAACCUGGUGGACUUUCUAUUGAACUUAGCCUUAAAAAAGAGGUUAGGGAAAGAACAUGCUUCUCCCCAACCCCUCAAACAUUUCUCUCCUAAAAAGUAAUCCUCUGCCUGCAUGUUGUCGGCACAUAGAAUGGAGGAGCUUGGCAUUUUCACCUCUAACUCCCUGCAACCAGCCAACUGUCUGUCCCUGUACCUCCAUCUUUCUUUUCCUCCAUUUGUAUUCUUACUAGAGAAGGUAGUUCCAUGCCACAAGUUGGAGUUGGUUCAGUUUAAAAGCAAGUUAAAAUUGAGAUUAAUAUUACUCACAUAGACAGUUCUCUUCAAUCAUGUAGCAUGCACUGCACUACAGCAACAAGACAUCUGAAAACUGAAAAGCUGAACAUAGUUCUUAUACAAUAGUGAAGCCAAAGCAUGAUGGACUAUCACCUCUGUAGAGUCAAAUUCAUCAUCGAUGAUUUUACUCUUUACGAUUUGUCUGUUUAAGACAACUGUGUCUCCAUGGUAACGAGGAGCAUACCACCUGGGAUUUUCCAGAGGGGCGUUCCAAGCUCUCACACACAGCUGGUUUAACGUUUCAUGCCGCUUGUUAAGCACAUCUGCUCCCCAAAUGUCAGGUGCUAUAUGAGGGCAGGUGUGUGUACAUCUGUUCAUACACAGUGAAGCACAAGCUGCUCUUUUUAAAUAUUGAGGUGUAAACACAUAUUUUUGUAGUUAGUUUUGUGAGGGAUGAGGCCAUGCAUAAACAAUAUCCCUCAUAGCACAUGUAUUCCAGAUUCUCCUCAACAUGAAUCCUCCACUAGGUUUGUGUUCCAUAAGAUUUGAAAUAUAAAGGUUCAUACUGUAUCAAUCCACCUUACAAAUCACAAUCCUUUGGACUCAGUAUAAAGUCCUCAUUGUUAAGAAGAGUAAGCUAAAGGUUUGCUUAGAUUUUUCCAUCAUAGUUUGUUCUAUCAGUGCACAAUUUAUGGAAGCUCAGUUCCGCUACUUUGUACAAGAAAUCCUGUAAGUCAUUAUAAUGUAAAUUUAACAACAAAAUAAUAAAUUACUGAUUAAAAACAUUGAUUUAUGACCUCAAAAUAAUGCAGACUUUUUAAAUCUCAUAAUUUUGAUUUAGCAUUUAUCUCACCCAUACUAGCCAGAUUACACAAAACACCAGCCACUAGCCUAGCUGUAGUAAACUCUGUUUGUCCAUUUUGGCAGAUAAAGCAGAAAAGACUUUGCCUUUUAAAGAUGAUUGUGUGAUUGUGAUUACCAGCUGCUGUGCACUGUGUGGCCAGUGUGCAGUGGUCAACGUCUCCUCUGUAACGAUCGCUCCAACAUGUGUUUGGCCUCUGGGUAACUACCUUCUUUGUUUAUUUCAUCUGAAAAGGACUAAUCCCAUGUUUUAAUGUAUUUAGUUUUUCAUUGAACUGAAACAGUGCUGUGGUGUUCACUGUUGUUUACUGUACAUAGGAUAUUGAUCUCCUGAGUAUUCCUGCCACAUACAUUUCUCAACGACUACUUUAUUUUGAUUGUUGUUCCUCCCAACAGUGUCCGUUUGUCUUUUGUUCCCCUUUCAUUGGACUCCAGUGACGUCGUUGUAUUUUUGAAAUGUGGUCUCCUAUUGUUUUGCACUCUUGGUCCCUCUCUCCGCUUUUUUUUUUUUUGGGUUGCAUUGUAAAGCUGAUCUUCUGAAGAACAGGUGAGGAUUCUCGUGGACAUUACACAACUGUGUUUUCUGGGUUGGGGGGGGAGGAUUGGAAUGCAGAUGUUUCUACUUUGUAUAAUGAUGGCCAAUUGUGUAUUUACUGUCUGUUCAUAGUAGAUUUAUAUAUAAAAAGAAAUGAGUAUAUUAUAUAUAUCUAUACAUCAUGAAAUACUAUGAUCUUGUUUUUGAAGUCUGUAUUGAAAAUGAUACUUUUCAUGGGCCCUGCAUACGGUCGGCUCUUUUGUAAGGUGUUACUGAAGACACCCUUUGCUGUACUCGUUUACAGUUUGUUACGUGUUGAGUAGCAUUUUACUGGUUUUUCUCUUUGUCUUUCAACACUGACGACAAGUGUUUGGCUUCAUUCAUAACACUGUUACUGUAGGUGUGCAGAUGACCUCCGCCCAGCCUCACAUGUUCAUAGUCCACACUUUUCUUGAUAUAUCUGUGUAGAUGGCUGGCACUCCUAAAGUUUCAGUAUUUAAGAAAAACUAAAAUUCAAUACCUGGAUUCUACACAACUACAAAAAUUAACAAAGUGGUUAUGAGUUCCUUCACACGUGUUCCUCUUCCUAACAGCUUUACAAUUUCAUUGUUUCACAAGAGUAAGAAUCAAGUGAAUGGGAAGGGUAGGCUUCAAUUUCAAAUGUGGCCUUACUCUUCCCCGAUUUUGAGGAUGGGCCCUGAUAACUUAUUUGUUAUCAGGCCUCAUGUCCUUUUAUUUUGAAUUAACAUUCCUUUGAAUUCAUGUGUAAUCUUGAUGGCCUGGUGUUCAUUAAUUCUGUCGUGUAUCCAAAAGAUCACAGGUGCUUGAUUCCUCAAAUCUGUCCCUUCUCUCGGGACACUAAAAUACCAUUCCUGACUUCUCCUGAUAGAGCAACAUUUUUGUCUUUAGAAACUUGAUAUAAUACAUUGUCACAAGCUGAGUGAGCUUUCAAUUUGCCAAAUCUCACUCAGAUACAAGUAAAGUAAAUGCAUCUGACCUCUUCUGUCGUAGUGAUACCGUCUCUUUCUGCAGAUGCAGCUUUGAUGUCACAUGUCUCUAAAUCACUUCCAUGACGUCCUUUCCCAUGGCUUCUGCAGAUGGCCAGAAAGGUCAAAGGUUAUUUUAAGCAUCUUCAACAUUUACAAGAACAAAGGAAAGCGUGUGCAGUAAAUUGUGCACCACAAAGGGGGUCUAAGCAUUAAGUUCUAUCUCGUGCGGUUUAGAAAUACUUUACUUCCUCUUGUACUUUCUGCAUCAUUUCUUGGAUCAUUUGUUCCGAGGACCACAUCCACAUUAUCGUGACACAUCAUCACGCUGUGCUGAGUAUCACUGAGACUGGGAUCUGUUGACAUAUCUGUGCAUGUAAGCACAGUUGAUCAGAUGGUAACUCAGCCCAGAACAUUCCCAGAACCUUUGCACAGCAGUGCCAGUCAUUGGGUUUCUACCGUUGAAUGCUUUGGUUUGUCAAAAGGAGCCAAAACUAGCACACUCUGGCUAUUCCGGCCGCCUGUCUUCACUGUUAGUCUUAACACAAUGUCUAGUAACAAAAAAAAAAAGCAUUGACAUUCCAUUUAGUUAUAAUUUCCAUUCAUUCGGAGGGGGCAACUCUCUUUGUUCUAACCCUCCUCGUUCAGUCCAGCCAGGUCCAGGAACAGUGUGUUUAUUUAUGCGGCCUGGUCCGACUCCACUCCAUUCCUCUUCUCUCUCUGCAUGAUCCAUAUGUCUGCAUGCACUGCCUACCUGUCUCUCCCUCUGUCUCAUACCACAUAUCAGCACAAGGGAUCGAGCACUGAAGGACGUUAGUACUUUCACUGUAACCAAACUGUCUUAUCUCUUUUUUUUUUUACUGCUUUUGUGUUUCUGCUGGGGAGGAGCUUGGGUGCUUUCCAUGUCGUGGUUUUACUUGUAGCAUAUGGACUCUUCAAAUCUGAAAGACUUCAGUUGAAUAUUUAACACAAAAAAAGAGAAAAAAAAUUUAUCUAGCACUUGUAACACAGACAAUAGAUUUUAAUUGUAUUUAUGUAGAAAAGCAAAUUGUUUAAGGGGACACUUUGUAAACUGCGACAACAGAAUUGACAACUUUUUAUUAUUAACACCACGCUGGAUGUGACUGGUGGGACUUUUGGGAAGACUUGUUUGUUCUCAGUCACAUCUGGACGUAUUAAAGGGCUUCAUCACGUUGCCUGGUUAUUGUUACAGUUGUCCAUUCCAGUAAAUAAGCCAAUCACACUAUGACCACUGUGGUUCAAAAACAGUUCUAGGUUUACAUAUGUAUAAAAUGCAUAUUCUUGUUUUUUAUCAGUUAUGUUUUUUGACUCGUUCCAACGUUGUUACAGAAAUAGUACAUUUUUCUGGGGAACCUUUGCUCUAACAUGUUGUCUUUGACAUCUACAAUAUAAAGUAU